Molecule: messenger RNA, 327 nt
Organism: Vicia faba (fava bean)
Lineage: Eukaryota; Viridiplantae; Streptophyta; Magnoliopsida; Fabales; Fabaceae
Source: the annotation of a GenBank genome assembly
AUGAAUUCCAGUAAGCUUAUACAACCGUCGCCGUCUCCGUCGACCUCGCGGAUCAUGUUGUUCAGUUCUUCAUCGCUUGCCGGCUGCCCUAAGCUUCCCAUUAUGGAUCCCAGCUCGGAGGUCGAGAUCUUCCCGUCGCCAUUGACGUCGAAUUUCUUUAAUACUUCUUCCAGUUCCCCGGCCAGACGCGCGCGUGUAUGCACGAACAGUGAGGUUGAGCGUGAUGCCGUUGAGGAUGACGAUGGGUUUCGGUUGAACAGAUUUAUUCAAAUUUUUCUCUUUGUUGAAUGGAUGAGAAUUUGGAAUGAGAAGAGAAAAGGGGUUUGA